UAACAAGUCAUUUGACAACGCUAGUUUGCGAUAUGAGAGAACUAUGGCUUCCUCCUUGAUUAAGUGGUUAAGAGGAUUAUAUGUUUUUUUCUUAACAUUUCUCCUGUCGGUCUUUGGUUUUUUGAAUUUAGAGGAAUUAAAUGAAAUGAAAUAUGGUAUACAAAUUCUUCCCGAUCCUGUUAUUAUGGGACAGAUGGAAGAUGUGAUGUUGGUCUCUAAUAAAUACAAGCAGCUGUAUGAGUGUCGUUUGCCAGCUCAGGCAGUGCGUUUCCAUCAGGACCCGGUGUCAGAACCUGAUGUUCAGGGCUACAGUGGCCCAGGAGUCCCUGAUCUCCUCAAGCCCAUGCAGACUGCACCAUGCCUGGUUAAGACCAAAGACUGGUGGACUUAUGAGUUCUGCUAUGGCCAGCACAUCAGGCAAUACCACUUAGAAGAUUCUGAGAUCAAGGGAGAUGUGCUCUUCUUGGGAUAUUAUGAUUCAGAGUUUGACUGGACCAAUGAAACCGCCAAGGCAUCUAAGCAGCAUAAGCUAAAGAGGUAUCAUAGUCAUUCAUAUGACAAUGGCUCUAAAUGUGACUUGAACGGGAAUCCUAGAGAGACAGAAGUCAGAUUUGUAUGUGAGGAGGGCUCUAGUGACUAUAUCGCAAGGGUAGAUGAACCUCAGUCUUGUCGCUACGUCUUAACAGUGCACACCUCUCGUACAUGCCAGCAUCCCCUCCUGCGCCCACCUUCCACUGCCAAGCCCCAAGGCAUUGUGUGCCAACCUGCUCUCAGCGCCCAGCAGUAUAUGGACUAUGUCAAGGCUCAAGUCUCUGACACUAAACGUAAAGUGGAGCAGAUAUCGGAGGAGCUCAAGAACCUGGAUGAAAUUCUGUCCAAGGAUGACAAGAACAAGGGAUUGCAGGACGACAAAACAAAUGAGAAACCUGCAGUCCAUUCAGAUGAGCCUCCACUUUCAGAGUCAGAAACAAAAGAAGGUGAAGUACCUGAAGGAGUGGGCUCAGUGAGUGAAGAGUCUGAGGACAAGGACUUCUGGGAUGGAGUUACCAAACCAGCAAACACAGAGUCAAGCACACCUGACUCAGAGAGCCCUCAGGAGCCUCAGGACAGCCAGUUACAUGAAAAUGACAUAUUUGCAGAGGAAAAAUUUAAUUUUAAAAUAAUCACAGACCCUGCAGACCUCAUGAAAUUUAUACAACAUCUCAGAGAGAGCAACCAAAAAAACAGAAAAGCCGAACUGGAAAAAGAGAGCCAGCACAAGAGAGAGGAGCAGGAGGAGAAGGAGAAAAGAGAGGAGAGGGCAGCAAUAAGGGAGGUGGAGGUAGAGGAAGGGGAUGAGGAUGAAAGAUUCCUGCAGGAGGAGGAGGAUGAGAUGGCAGAUCUGUCCGUUCCCUCCUCCAAGAUGGAAGAGAUAAAACAAGAGAUGCAGAAAGAGUUCGACAACAUCAUAGAGGAAGCUCAGCAGGAGUUAGAGAACGAAGGUCUUAAGGGCGAGUUUGAUCGCACUCAGGCUACGCAAACUCUAGAGAACACACUGGGGAAACUUUUGGACCGCCUUGAAGACAAGACCGGACAUCAGAGUGAACCAGAAACAGAAAAAAAUACAGACAUGCAUAAAAACACACACUCACAGCAUAAGACAGAGGGAGGCCCUUCUCCUGGCAGCCCAAACCUGGUUCCCAAAACACCUGCCCAAGCGGGCAGCAGUGGCGAGCGGGUAAAAGUCAGGGUGACUAAAUAUAAGGUGGGCGGAGGUGUGGCUGCAGGAGCGGUUACCGGGGGCAACGAUGAUGAUGAGGGGGGUGUGAAGGUGAAGGAACUGGGCGUGGGCGACCCCCAGUGGCAGCAGAUUCAGGAAGUGGUCAAAGAGCAGCUAGAGAGAGCCGGCAUCAAGGCCGAAGGAAAGAUUGAGGUGAAGAUUUUAACCCGUAAAACAGCAGAGGAAGCGGGAGAUCAGUGGCUCACUGAAGAGGAUACAAAAUCAUUUAGAGAGCUUCUCAUCAACCUUCUGACGGGAGGUACAGAAGAAGUGUAUAAAGAGCAGAAGAGACAGCAAGAGUUGGAGAAUAACUACAAAUUUGUCUGGGGAGAAAAACAGGAAGAAAGGCAGUCCACAGGAAAGAGUGAUUCUGAUGAAGCAGACUUUUGAGCUUUUCCUAAAGUACUGUUAACCUCAAGAAGGGCAGCCAGCAUUCUAUGAACUAUAAACUGACUGGUCAUCUCAUGCAUCGCAACCAAACUGCUCUCUCAGAUCGUUUAAGUCAUGUGAGCCCUGUGAGUGGUGCAGUCCACUGCCGUGAAUUCUGAUUAUUCUGAAUGAGCAUCUGUGAGGGGUUUAUAUCUUGCUUGUUUUCAGUCUUGGGAUUUUUUUUUUUCUUCAUAUACAAAUACACACAGUUCAGUUGUGUUGACAAUGUAAAUUGAAUGAAAGAUGAGCCAAUGUAAUGCACAUAGAAGCAGUGUCCUACCACCAUUAUCUUCUGGCUUAUAAAUUUCUUUUUUUUUUAUAUAUAUAUAUUGUUUUAUAUUGUUUGGCCACAGUUUCACAGCUGAGGGAAAUGUCUAAAGCUACUUUCUCUAACAAAUCCUAAAGCUGAUCCUCACCUAAGCAAAAAAAAAAAUGUGUCCACUGCUUCAGUUUUGUCUCAGUUUAUCUUUUUUUGACAUUUUUGUUUGUGCAGACCGCCCAGGUAUAAGAUGCAAAAUUAGUUUAAUAAUUGGAUGAAAACUGUUGCCAGACAUUUGGAAUCUACUGCAUUUAGCCAGUGCGUUCAUGUCAAGGGCUCUUUUUGUUGUAAAUGUUUUGAAUGAUCAUCAUACUUUAGUCAGUUGUAAAUGUUGCUGCAGCAUUCGAUUUGUGAUAAUUUAAGGCAUACUUUCAGUUUCUGUUUUCUAAUGUAAGCACACUUGCCCUUUUGUGAGGGAUUGAAUGGUUAAAGCAAUUUAUCAAAAAAAAAAAAAAAACAGAUACCAAUGAAGUAUGUCUUGAGAUGUCCUUGCACUAUCUCUGUGAGAGCCCCUGUAUUUGGAAAACCAUCAAAUAAAGAAGAAAAAGAUU
This is a messenger RNA of Carassius gibelio (silver crucian carp), 3058 nucleotides long. RefSeq names its product protein OS-9-like. The transcript has 15 exons. Gene Ontology annotation, biological process: endoplasmic reticulum unfolded protein response; retrograde protein transport, ER to cytosol. Lineage: Eukaryota; Metazoa; Chordata; Actinopteri; Cypriniformes; Cyprinidae. The coding region runs from base 44 to 2149 and encodes 701 amino acids. The record is from RefSeq and is a predicted model, not a curated record. Gene Ontology annotation, cellular component: endoplasmic reticulum lumen.